Molecule: messenger RNA, 3005 nt
Organism: Salarias fasciatus (jewelled blenny)
Lineage: Eukaryota; Metazoa; Chordata; Actinopteri; Blenniiformes; Blenniidae
Gene: cdh19
Product: cadherin 19, type 2
Exons: 12
Coding region: 377-2788 (803 amino acids)
Biological process (GO): multicellular organism development; cell migration; cell-cell junction assembly
Cellular component (GO): catenin complex; plasma membrane; adherens junction
Molecular function (GO): beta-catenin binding; cadherin binding; calcium ion binding
Source: RefSeq, a predicted model, not a curated record
CAGAAAUGAGGGGAAAGACGAAGACGAAGAAAAGGGGGUGGUCAUCAGCGGAGGGGAUUACUCAUUGUGAGAACCACGGGCUUUCGUUCCUGCUUUUGUGGCGGACUGAAUUGCUCUCCAGUACCGGGGUAUUUAGUUAAGCAGAUUGCGUCUCAUCGCGCCCGGCGAUGAUCUCUCUUGACGGCGGCUGGUGACAAGUGGCCCGAAGGACGGGAGACUGGCUCAGGCAGAGCUACGAGCAUGCAUUCAAACCGACUCUUAACGAGACGGGAUGGAUCGGGAGAUUCCGAUACGGCGCUGGCGGAUGAAGAAUCAGUAGCAGUGGAGCAGUGACACCCCCAUCUUCUGUCCACUCGCUGCGGGAAAUGCAGAGGAAAUGCACCGACGGACGGUAAAGAUGAGCACACCAAGUGUUUUGGCUGUUGUGACGGUCUUUUCGAUGAUUCCUGGCGGAGUGCUGAGCGAUAUGAGAGGCACUCAGGGUCUGGAAGCCCAACAAUUGGCCCAGGGGUCCACUCAUCUGCACCGUCGCCUGAAGAGAGGCUGGAUCUGGAAACAGCUGUUUGUCCCCGAGGAAGAUCCCACUCCUCGUGUAAUUGGCCAGCUGAAAUCCGACUCGGACCGUGGCGAGUUUACCAUCAAGUACAUACUGUCCGGCGAAGGCGCUGGAGACGUGUUCGUGAUUGAUGAGUAUUCUGGCGAGAUCCGAACGCUGAAGAAGCUGGACCGCGAGGAAAAGGCCUUCUACGUCCUCCGAGCCCAGGCCAUCAACAGGCGGUCCAACGAGCCCGAGGAGCCCGAGUCGGAGUUCAUCAUCAAGGUGCAGGACAUCAACGACAACGUCCCCCAGUUCCAGAACGAGCCGUAUGUCUUCAGCAUCCCAGAGAUGUGUCCCGUUGGCACCACGGUGGCCCAGGUGACAGCCACAGAUGCUGAUGAUCCCAUGUUUGGAAACAAUGCCAAGCUGAUUUACUCCAUCCUGCAGGGGGAGCCGUACUUCUCCGUGGAGCCAAAGACAGGGACCAUCGUCACGUCGUGGCCUGACAUGGACCGCGAGGCCAGGGAGCAGCACCUGGUGGUGCUGCAGGUGAAGGAUAUGCUGGGCCUGAGCGGCGGUUACUCCUCUUCCACCACGGUCACCGUCAGCCUGGCUGAUGUCAACGACAACGGGCCCACAUUCCAGCACCACCUGUACACCUUCGCCGUCCCUGAAAACGCAGCCGUCGGCGCCGAGGUGGGCAGGAUCAUGGCGGAGGACGGAGACGUCGGCAUCAAUGCCAAGAUGACCUAUAGUCUGGAGGACGACCUGGAGAAAACCUCCACGUUCAUCAUCAAAACGGACCCGGGAACGCAAGAAGGGGUGGUCCUCCUGGACAAGCCUUUGGACUAUGAAUCAAAGAGACGCUUCGUCAUGGCGGCGGAGGCGGUCAACGAUCACCCGGACACUCGUUUUCUGGAUCUGGACGAGUUCAGGGACAGAACGACGCUGAAGAUCGUGGUGGAGGACGUGGACGAGCCUCCCGUCUUCCUCUCGCCGGUCUACGAGUGGAAAGUACCCGAGAACGCGGCCGUGGGGACGGUGGUGGGCAGCGUCGGCGCCAGGGACACCGACACAAUCAACAAUCCUGUCAGAUAUUCCAUUGACAAAAGGAGCGAUUCCACAAAAGCUUUCAAAAUAGACCCAAACAAUGGGACUAUAACCGUCGCGAGAGGUUUGGAUCGAGAGGCUGCGAGCUGGCACAACGUGACUGUUGAAGCCAAGGAAACAACACAGAACCAUUUAUCCUCCUCGGUGGUGGUGUUCAUCAAAGUGCUGGACAUAAACGACAAUGUGCCAAGGCUUGCAAGAGAUUACCGGCCGUAUAUCUGUGAGGGGACGCAGGCGGGAGAACUCAUUCAGCUGCUCAGUGCCGUUGAUCCAGACGACCCCGCGGAAGGACACCACUUCUACUUCUCCAUGGUCCCUGAGAAGCACAUCAAUCCAAACUUCACUAUCAGAGAUAAUCAAGACAACACGGCCGGCGUCGUGGCGCGCAGGAGCACUUUCACCCGUAAGGACCAGACCCGCUACCUCCUGCCGGUGGUGGUGGCGGACAGCGGCACGCCGGCGCUCUCCAGCACCGCCACUCUGACCGUCAGCGUGUGCAGCUGUCAGCCGGCCGGCCACUGCCCCUCGGGGGGGGUGCAGGCGCUGCCGCUGUCCAUGGGGGUCAGCCUCCAGACCCUGUUAGGGAUCCUGGCCUGCCUGCUCACACUGUCAGCGCUGUCAUUUCUAAUCCUGAUGGUGAGAAGACACAGGCGGAAGCAGCAGGACGAGCUGGAGCUGGAGGUGGAGGUGAAGGAGCUGGAACUGCCUGACACGGUGUCGCAGAAGGUGCUCCACUACGGCGGCGGCGGCGGCGGCCGGGCCGGCCUGGACCUGCGCCAGCCCGCCGUCCCGCUGCGCCCCCACCCCAGGAGGAGGGACCGGAGGCUGCGCAGGGAGGACGUCAGGGCCAGCAUACGGAUGUCCCUCCGGGAGUCGCACCUCAUCGGCCCGGAGGACGAGGUCUUCCGGCAGUUCAUUCUGGACAGGCUGGCGGAGGCCGACCAGGACCCUUACGUCCCGCCGUUCGACUGCCUGCGGACUUACGCGUACGAGGGGUCGGGGUCGCCCACGGGGUCACUGAGCUCCCUGGACUCCCCGGCGUCGGAGAGCGACUGUGAAGAGCCGGUCCAUCCUCCCAGACCCUGUUUAGUGAGGCUCACUCCUUGGUACGGCGGAGCGGAGGAAGACACUGUCUUCUGAGGACAUCUUCAAUUUUUCAUUAAUUUAAAUUUUGCAUGACGGGCGAACGAGCUAAGUGCUCAACAGAUGACUCCAAAAUGUCUUACAAGUUGACUUGAACAAAACCAUUGAUUUUUUUUCCCCCUCUUUUUUUCAGGAGAGCUAUCUUUACUAUCAUUUUCUUCAGUCUGGCUUUAAAGAUGCUGGAAGGUUUUCUUUUAUUAUUUUUUUUUUUUCC